Molecule: messenger RNA, 1587 nt
Organism: Lachancea fermentati
Lineage: Eukaryota; Fungi; Ascomycota; Saccharomycetes; Saccharomycetales; Saccharomycetaceae
Source: the annotation of a GenBank genome assembly
AUGCCUCCAAAAGCUUCAUCUAAUACCACCUUCAAGAAUAGGGAAAAGCCUCAAGAGGUGCGUAAGGCUAACAUUAUUGCCGCGCGUGCAGUCGCCGAUGCAAUUCGGACAUCGUUGGGUCCUAAAGGCAUGGACAAGAUGAUCAAAACUUCCAGGGGUGAGAUCAUUAUAUCAAACGAUGGACAUACGAUUUUGAAACAAAUGGCAAUCUUGCAUCCCGUUGCAAAAAUGCUCGUGGAGGUUUCUGCUGCCCAGGACAGCGAGGCUGGUGAUGGUACCACAUCUGUAGUUAUCCUCACUGGAGCACUUUUGGGUGCUGCAGAAAAACUGCUUAAUAAGGGAAUUCAUCCUACCAUAAUUGCCGAAUCGUUUCAAAGAGCUGCUAAAAGAUCUGUUGAAAUCCUUCUUGAUAUGUCGCACAAAAUAUCGCUCAGUGAUAAAGAUGCUCUCGUGCGUGCAGCAGCUACUUCUCUGAGUUCGAAGAUUGUUUCACAGUAUUCAUCCUUUUUAGCACCUUUGGCCGUUGAUUGUGUCCUAAGUAUCACUGACGAGAACUCUAAAAAUGUGGAUUUGGACGAUAUUCGUUUGAUCAAGAAACUCGGUGGUACUAUUGACAACACUGAGAUGGUGGAUGGUGUCGUGUUGACACAAAAUGUGGUGAAAGCUGCAGGUGGUCCAAUUAGAAUGGAGAAAGCAAGAAUUGGGUUAAUUCAGUUUCAGAUCUCACCUCCAAAACCAGAUACCGAAAACAAUAUUGUUGUCAAUGAUUACAGACAAAUGGAUAAAAUUUUGAAGGAAGAACGUGCGUAUCUUCUGAACAUUUGUAAGAAAAUUAAAAAGGCAAAGUGUAAUGUGCUUCUGAUUCAAAAGUCGAUCUUGAGAGAUGCCGUCAAUGACUUGGCUCUGCACUUCUUGUCGAAGUUGAAUAUCAUGGUUGUGAAGGAUAUUGAGAGAGACGAAAUCGAAUUUUUAUCAAAAAGUCUGAACUGUAAGCCUAUUUCUGACGUUGAGCUAUUCACAGAAGACAGGCUGGGUUAUGCCGAUCUGGUUGAAGAGGUUGAAAGCGAUGGUUCUAAGAUUGUCAAAAUCACUGGUGUCAAGAGCUCAAACUCCAAACCUACCGUUUCUGUGAUUAUUCGCGGUGCGAACAACGUGGUACUAGAUGAGACUGAGCGGUCUCUUCAUGAUGCGUUGUGUGUGAUUCGCUGCCUGGUGAAAGAAAGGGCACUGAUCGCUGGUGGUGGCGCACCGGAAAUUGAGGUGUCUCGAACACUCACAAAGGAAGCCAGAGCACUUGAAGGUGUUGAGGCGUUUGUCUGGCAAGAAUUUGCUUCCGCUCUUGAGGUUAUUCCUACAACCUUAGCGGAGAAUGCGGGUCUCUAUAGUAUCAAGGUUGUCACAGAAUUGCGCACCCUUCAUGAAAAUGGUGAGAAAAAUGCCGGCAUCUCAAUUAGAAGGUCUGGAACGACCAAUACAUUUGAUGAGCACGUUCUUCAACCUGUGCUUGUCAGCACCAGCGCCAUUACUUUAGCAUCAGAGUGCGUCAAAUCUAUAUUAAGAAUUGAUGACAUCACUUUUAGCCGUUAA